Histoplasma mississippiense is the source of this 354-nucleotide messenger RNA. RefSeq lists its product with no specific name. Lineage: Eukaryota; Fungi; Ascomycota; Eurotiomycetes; Onygenales; Ajellomycetaceae. Bases 1 to 354 code for a protein of 117 amino acids. The transcript is spliced from 3 exons. The record is from RefSeq and is a predicted model, not a curated record.
AUGGAGGACACCGCCGCCCUUGACACCUACAAAUCAUCGCUCACCCUGGUAGGGGGGGAUAAUAUGAUGGGUUUAACGUCCCGGAGAAAACACGGGCAGCGCCCGUGUUUCAGAAGCCUCCCGAAGGGCAUGGAGACGUGCUACGCUGGAGAGAUUUCUAUGUACACAGAGAGAGAAAACAGAAUCCAGGUGGCAACUCUUGAGAAGACUCAGCUCAUUGCAAAGGAUUUUUCUGAGCUGCGCAUCCACUUCUGGCCCGACGAGAGAGCACUGAAGAAGGUUGUGACAGGAAAAGAGCAGAGAAUGACAGAGAGAGCAAAGAAAAGAAGGAAGAAGAAGCAUUUGAGCCGAUAG